Seminavis robusta is the source of this 2566-nucleotide messenger RNA. The record is from the annotation of a GenBank genome assembly. Lineage: Eukaryota; Bacillariophyta; Bacillariophyceae; Naviculales; Naviculaceae.
GGCGUUGGGGGAAACAAAUAUGUGAUGUCUUCAUACGUUACCCCAACACCUACUUGUCGAUUCCAAUUUCUAAAAGGGAACCAGUGGUGGGGCUCGCGACCACACUUUUGCCUUGUGAAUGCUCCAAAGAUCCGUUCAUCGGUCCUUGAAGGACAACAGACGUUCUGAAAUUCUUGAUUUCGCGCCAUUCCUGGAAAGAUUUCAUGUGAUGGUCGCCAAAGAAACCUAAUGACCGUUGCUUUGGGUGGCUCUAUGCAUUGAGGAUGUGGAAGCUGUUGGGAUUUGAGGGUUUUGCACACCGUUAUCCAGAUGAGGAAUGGGAUUGCAAAUUGCAAGCAGCCUGAUGGGUUGGCUGUCGACAACCACAGCUGGUUACGGCAACUUGUUAGCCAGACCUACCGCACCUCAACCGCACCAUGCUUCCACCCUUCUAAUGAUUUUAGUAGCACGCACCUUAGCUGUGCACCUCGUAGCGGUUGUACCAGUACUAGCACGCACCUCCACCGCAUCCUUCAGCCCUUUCGAGACUAUUAUAGUACCGGUAGCACGCACCCUACUCUAGCUAUGCGUGGAGGUUCCAGCUAGUGCUAGCUAGCCACCACAGUAACCUUCAUCUAACUCAGCGUGGACCAGUGCCCCAAGGUGUCAGCGUGGACCUUGUUCGAAGCUUGAGGAGGACGGUGACAUCGUGGAAGCAGGGCGGAGCAUCAGCUAUGAACGGGGAGCGGCCCAACUACUAGCCACUAGGCAACGACAGUACACUGUACUGGUAGCUUCCAGCACAGAGGAACACUACCAGUGUACCAGUUGCUAGCUAGCGAGACAACACGAUAGUCCGAUAGUUUCCACGCUGAAGCUAGAUCUUAGCAAUCAAAUCGAAUCAGCCCUUUCCCAAAACCUACACAAAACGCAAAUGAGAAAGGCACUGUCGUACAUUUGUGAGCGAUUCCAGACCGUAAAGGAGAAUCAGUAGCCAGCCACCAACAACAUGUCCGAGGUUCCAUCAGACAAGCUUGAGCUUCCCCAUUGCGAGGAGAUCACUCGUGAUGCUGGCAUUGCCAGCUUUUUGACAGAUGAUGCACUUUGUGAUCUUACUUUAAUUGGCAAUGAUGGUGAUACAGUCCAUGCCAACCGAUUUUUGCUGGCAUCACGCAGCAAAGUCUUCCAUAGCAUGUUGCUUGGUAAAUUUGCAGAAGCACAGAAAGAUGAAAUCCCUUUGGACUACAGGGGUUGUGUCCUCAAGUCACUUGUUGAGUACAUUGUAACAGAUUCCACUGGACUACUUGAAAACAGUGCAAAAGACACCCCAAUUGAUGAAGCUCAAGCUGAAGUGCUUGCUUCACAAAUGGCGGCAGCCAUGUUCUUUGAGCUGCCUGGUUUGUGUCAGAAAGUGUUUGCACUGGUCAACCAAACAUUGUGCAAGCACCCAACAUCAGCUUUUGCCAUUUUGGAGGCUUGCCAGAAAGAAGGGCCAGCUAUCCCAGCACAGCUGAAGGUCGUGGUUAUAUCUCGGCUUGUCGCAAAUAUCAAUGUCUUGGACAAUUCUGCAGUUUCAGUUUUGAGUGUUGAGUCACUGAAAGAUAUUCUCAAAUGUGAUACCACUGAAGUUGAUGAAUUCUGUCUCUUUGAGCUUUUGCAACUUUGGGUUGAAGGGAAGAAGAAUGCCUCUGAUGAUUCUACCACCAGUGGCAGUGAGUCACCCAAGAACAUUGCAUCCCAGUUGGUAAAGAAGCACAUCCGUAUGGAUUGGAUUGACCCUGAGCUCUUAUUCACCUCAGUCCAGUCAUCUGGUUUUGUACCACAAGAACUCCUCUUGGCAGCCUUUCACAAACAAGCUGUACGCAUAAAGAGACAGCACAAUAAUGUCGUCUUCAAGCAAGCCCGCAACCUUGUUGUCUGGAAAAACUCAUUGACAAACGUUUCCAGCUCACCAGCCAAUGCAACUGCAUUUUGCAAUGCAUCUGAUAUGCUUCAGUACCCCCCAAUCGUCUGUGGUAAACACGAAUGGACUCUUGAGCUUGUUGAAGAAAGCAAAGGUGAUUGGGUUGGAAUUGCUUUUCAAAACAUUGACCUGUCCAAAUGGCUUGGAGAACAAAAGGGCGGAUGGGGUUUGUGUCGUGAUGGGAGGGCAUGUCACAAUGCAGCAAAACACUCCGAGGGCCACCCAAGGUACACGAAAGGCUCCAAAAUCACCUUUACAAUCAACUUGUCACCAAAUGAGGAAAGUAAUGGGACACUCCAUGCACAGAUUGAUGAUGAUGAAAAGUUUCUUGUCUUUGAAAAUCUCAGAGAAGAGUUGCAAGGUAGCAAUGGUGGCUUUGUGCCAGCUGUAUCAAACUAUCCUCAAGGCAAUUUUCGCCUUGUUCGAAUUGAAAAAUUGGGCUGAGUGAUGUACUGUGGAGUGAGAAAGAAAGGUAAUUACAUUGGAAAUUCCAUGAUGUUAGAAGGCAACUUUUGCCUUUGUUCACUUGAAAGAUUGGAAUGAGGGCUGUGCUGACCAGGAUCAAAUCAUACGAUUGUAAAAUCGAAUAAUAUAAAUUCACGGAACUGUCCAGUAGUGUACCGG